AUGGAUCAAACAUUGUAUCCUGUGAAUAUUUCACCAGAAUUUCUACUUUAUGCUGAACGAAAUACACUUUUUGAAUUAUUCCAAAAAUGUAUUUCGUCUUUACUUGUCGAUCGACCAAAUGAUCCGAUUACAUAUUUAAUUGAUUUUUUGAAAAAAGAUGCCGAUGUACCGAGAGUAGUUAUACUCGGUCCACCAGCAUCCGGUCGUCAUACAAUUGGAAAAUUAUUACAGAAAAAAUUAAAUGCUGUUCUUAUUGAAGCAGCAGAUCUUUUACAUAACAUACCAAGCAAAUUUAAAGAUAAAUUACCACCAAAACCUACCAUUCAUAAUAUACCUUCAACAUUAUGGGCACAAUUAUUUGAAGAACGUGUAAAAGAUUUCGAAUGUGUUCGUCGUGGAUGGAUUUUAGUUGAUUUUCCAAAUAAUCGAGAACAAGCAUUAGCAUUACAGGGUCAUGGAAUAGCUCCAAGAUAUGUUGUAUGUCUCGAAGCACCUGAUAAUGUUCUCAUUGAACGAGCGGCUGGAAAACGAAUUGAUCCAAAAACAAAAGAUAUUUAUCAUAUAACAUUUCAUGUUCCAAGUUCACGUGAAAUUCAAGAUCGUUUAAUUACUCCUGAAGACAACUCUGAAAAAGCAAUGCAUUUGCGUUUAAAAGAAUAUCGACGCGUUAAAGAUUGUUAUAAACCAGUUUUACGUACAAUUAAUGCUGAUCAACCAUUAAAUGAUAUUUUCACACAAAUUUAUUCCUAUGCCAGUAAAAAAGAACGUUCAAUUGCCUUACAUACUCCACGUAUUGUUAUUCUUGGUCCAACUGGUAGUGGACGAAAAACAGUAGCAACACAAAUAUCACGAAAAUACGAUGUACCUAUUGUUUCUAUUCCAACACUUCUUAAACAACAAAUUGUUAGUAAAACACCACUUGGUGCUAGUAUAAAGCCUUAUCUUGAUCGACAAACUUUAGUUCCGGAUAGUUUAUUAACACAAAUUAUUAAAGAUCGAUUAAAUCAAAAAGAUUGUACAACAAAAGGUUGGGUUAUGAUUGGUUUUCCUCGUACACGGGAACAAGCUGAAAGUCUUGCUCGAACACCUGUAAUGGCGCCAACUCGUGUUUUCUUCUUAGAUAUUCCACUUGAUAUUGCAUUAGAACGUUUAACUAACCGCGCAUUAGAUCCAGUAACUGGUGAUCGUUUUCAUACUCAUGAACGUCCACCACCAACACAUAAUAUAAAACAACGUUUAGCCCAACAUCCAACAGAUGAUGAAGAGAGUGUACAAAAACGUUAUCAAACAUAUUCGGUUUAUUAUGAUGAAUUACAAGAUUUUUAUUCACCUCAAGGUGCUAUUCAUGUUGCGGCUGAUCAAGAUGCUUAUACAGUAUUUGAAGCUGUUGAAGCAGGAAUUGUUAAUCAAUUACAUAAAGAAUGA
Messenger RNA from Adineta steineri, 1425 nucleotides. The record is from the annotation of a GenBank genome assembly. Lineage: Eukaryota; Metazoa; Rotifera; Eurotatoria; Adinetida; Adinetidae.